GUCAGCGGUUUGACGGCGCUCAGCUUGACCUGCUGGGGAAGAUUUUCCGGAGCUCGACGCCGAACAGCCUCAACGACGAUACGACCAGCCGCCACGAUGAAGUCCGUCAGCACGACGGCAUUGCUCAAUGCCUUCCAGGGAUUGAGACUAAGUGGCUCUUCGCCGCUGCGACAGCUCAGAGCCCCGAUUCAGCACGCAUCGAGAACGGUCGCCGCGCCGUCACGACUCCAGAAUGCGAGAGCUUUCUCUACGACGGCCCCGGUCCUGGGCAGCUGGCUGGAGCCGAGCCUGGAUCGCAGAAAGAAGAUGGCCAAGGGUCGUCCGCGCGUCGCAACUGGCGGCUCGACAAAGGGCACAACGGUCAUAUGGGGCGACUACGGGCUGCGAAUGAUCGACCAUCACCGAAGAAUCAGCGCUAAGCAUCUGAAAAUGGCCGAGGAUACGAUCAAGGUGCGGCUCCGAGGCGAGAAAUACCGGCUCUACAAGAGAAAAUGCUGCAACGUCGGCGUUUACGUGAGCGGUAACGAGAUGCGAAUGGGUAAAGGCAAGGGCUCUUUCGACCACUGGGCGACGCGCAUGGCCGUGAGCCAAGUCCUUUUCGAGAUCAGAGGACGCAUUCACGAGCAGAUCGUGCGGGAUGCGUUCCGUCUGGCGGGGAACAAGUUGCCUGGCCAAUGGGAGUUUGUGAAGAGGGGAGAUGCGCCGAUGGUGGGCAUCACGAAGCUCGACGGGGUUACGUUGGAGGAGCUCAAGAGACCGAGGCGACAAAUCGCGCCUGCCGAGCUGCUGGAGGCUUCUUCGCCGACCACCAUCACGGAGGCUGGGAGCACCUCCGAAUCAUCACGAUGAUUUUUUAGCUGUAUUCAUACCAAAGCGCGGUCAUGUACCAUAUAUUUUGUAACAAAUGAGGCCCAUAAAGGCCGCGAACUUGAACCAUCGACCUUGUAGUGACAGAUAAAAGCAUUAGGC
Purpureocillium takamizusanense is the source of this 969-nucleotide messenger RNA. RefSeq names its product 39S ribosomal protein L16, mitochondrial (gene mrpl16). NCBI's taxonomy places the organism in Eukaryota, Fungi, Ascomycota, Sordariomycetes, Hypocreales, Ophiocordycipitaceae. The record is from RefSeq and is a predicted model, not a curated record. Gene Ontology annotation, molecular function: structural constituent of ribosome; rRNA binding. Gene Ontology annotation, biological process: mitochondrial translation. The coding region runs from base 97 to 849 and encodes 250 amino acids. Gene Ontology annotation, cellular component: ribosome; mitochondrial large ribosomal subunit. The transcript has 3 exons.